Messenger RNA from Anoplophora glabripennis (Asian longhorned beetle), 551 nucleotides. RefSeq names its product DNA-directed RNA polymerase II subunit RPB11 (gene Rpb11). The record is from RefSeq and is a predicted model, not a curated record. Gene Ontology annotation, biological process: transcription by RNA polymerase II. Gene Ontology annotation, molecular function: protein dimerization activity; DNA binding. Lineage: Eukaryota; Metazoa; Arthropoda; Insecta; Coleoptera; Cerambycidae. Gene Ontology annotation, cellular component: RNA polymerase II, core complex. The transcript has 4 exons. The coding region runs from base 94 to 447 and encodes 117 amino acids.
GCAAAUUGUUUGACAAAUUGUCAAAUAUCAAACACGGAGUGUUGAUAUAUCAUUUUAACUGCUCGAUAAGUUAAAAAAAGAGAUUUUUUAAAAAUGAAUGCGCCUCCGACUUUUGAAUCAUUUUUAUUAUACGAUGGCGAAAAAAAGAUAAUUCGAGAGCAAGACACAAAAGUACCAAAUGCAGCUAUUUUUACCAUAAAUAAAGAGGACCACACUUUAGGAAAUAUGAUUAGAAACCAAUUGUUGAAAGAUCCAAAUGUGUUAUUUGCUGGAUACAAGCUGCCUCAUCCUUUAGAACAUAAAUUCGUAUUAAGAAUCCAAACCACAUCCGAUUACUCACCUCAAGAAGCUCUAAUGCAUGCCAUAACUGAUUUGAUUGCUGAAUUAUCUUUGUUUGAGGAGCGAUUUAAAGAAGCAAUUAAAGAGAAAAAAGAGGGUCUAGAUUAAUUUAUAUUCUAAUUUAAGAAGUAUAUAAAUGUAUAUUUUUGAUAAGUGAGUUACUUUAUGAAUUUAUGACAAUUUAUAAGAAAGUCUGCUGAGGAAAUAAAUGC